Molecule: messenger RNA, 543 nt
Organism: Aspergillus oryzae RIB40
Lineage: Eukaryota; Fungi; Ascomycota; Eurotiomycetes; Eurotiales; Aspergillaceae
Product: putative RING finger domain protein
Exons: 2
Coding region: 1-543 (180 amino acids)
Source: RefSeq, a predicted model, not a curated record
AUGAAACUACAGCGCAACCACCAACAAAUGUCCCGAACGUCUCAUUCACCCAAUCGCCGUUUCUUUUCACAAAAUGGAGAGCCCUCGUCCUCCAGAGCUCCGACCAACCAGUUGCCACCCAUGAGGUACGCUGGGGACGGUCUCGACAUGAGGAGACCUGUCGUCUCGGCUUCCCCUCAGACAGAUGAAGUGAUCGAUUUGACAAAUGAACCGGACUCGCCUCCACAACAGCGAGAUAGGAGCGCCCGAGCAACAUCGCGGCGCCCUAGACAGCCCCGCUUUGGAAGGGAUAUCAUGGCAGACGUCGUGGAUCUAGAAGAUGAACCGGAUAACACAAUUGAUCUCGACUCUCCUAGCAGUCCAGAAGUCCAAUUCGUGGGCGCCAGCGUUCGACCCCAGCUACCUCGACCAUCGCCACCACGGCCCAGAGGCUUUGAUUUCGGCUCCGGGCUUGGAUCCUGGAUGGAGAACCAGGGGGCCCCGUCGCCCGCCACAAGAUGUGGAGACAUUUUGGAUCGGAGAGAGAUCAGGCGGAGCAGUUGA